CCAUUCUUGUGUAGCUGUCAGAUUGUUUUUAAGGUGAAAAAAUACAAUGUCUGUGUUUGGCGAGGUUUCCCAAGCGGCACCCGUUGCCGUAUUUAAACUAACACAGGACUUCAAUAAUGACCAAUUUCCACACAAAGUCAACCUCGGUAUUGGGGCCUACCGAACAGACGAUGGCAAGCCAUGGGUUUUACCGGUGGUGAAAAAAGUGGAAAAGAUCAUCGCCAAUGAUGACAAGCUCAACCAUGAGUACCUAUCCAUCCUGGGUUUGCCGGAAUUCAGAUCCUCAGCAUCCAAAAUCGCGCUGGGAGACAGCAGCCCUGCUAUCUUGGAGAACAGGGUGGGGGCGGUUCAGUGUCUUGGUGGCACUGGUGCGCUAAAAAUGGGAGCAGAGUUCCUCAGACGUUUCUACAACGGAAACAACAACACAAAGACACCAGUCUAUGUGUCUGCGCCAACCUGGGAGAAUCACAAUGGCGUGUUCACCAACGCCGGCUUCGAGGAUGUCCGUCCCUACAAGUACUGGGAUGGGCAGAAGAGAGGACUUGAUCUCUCUGGUUUCCUUGCCGACUUGGAGAGCUGUCCAGAGCGUUCCAUCUUUAUUUUGCAUGCUUGUGCCCACAAUCCAACUGGCAUAGAUCCUACACACGAGCAGUGGAAGCAGAUUGCUGAAGUUAUGAUGAGAAGAAAGUUGUUUGCGUUCUUUGACUCAGCUUAUCAAGGAUUCGCUUCAGGCAGCCUAGAUAAAGACGCAUGGGCUGUCCGGUUUUUCGUCUCUAUGGGCUUUGAAAUAUUCUGCGCCCAAUCUUUCUCCAAGAACUUUGGCCUCUAUAACGAGCGUGUCGGCAACUUGACCGUGGUGGCCCGUGAUGCUGAUAACCUGAAGAGAGUUCUGUCCCAAAUGGAGAAAAUUGUGCGGACCACUUGGUCCAACCCACCGAGUAAUGGGGCUCGCAUCGUGGCCGUCACUCUCAACUCGCUCGAGCUCUUUGUCGAAUGGAAAGAAAAUGUGAAGACCAUGGCUGACAGGGUUUUGUUGAUGAGGGCCCAGCUGAAAGCCAAGCUGCAAGCUCUGGGGACGCCAGGAACCUGGGACCACAUUACAGAUCAAAUUGGCAUGUUCAGCUUCACUGGACUCAACCCCACACAAGUGGAAUACAUGGUGAAGGAGAAACACAUCUACAUGAUGUCUAGCGGACGCAUCACCAUGUGCGGGUUGACCAGUAAGAACAUCAACUACGUGGCUGAGUCCAUCCACGAGGCCGUCAGUAAGGUCCAGUAGAAGGGGUCCUCAUUCGCUGACACUGUUUCACAGGACACGCAAGUACUGUACAUUAUCGAAAUGCCAACCUGCAGCCAGAGGAGAGGACAUUUGGUCCAACCUACAAUACAAUUCUAAAAUAAAAAAUAAAAAAACAUAAGAGGAACUGUUUUUGAAAAAUUAAAUAACCACUAAUUGGAAAAAAGUUUUCCUCACCCCUGCUUUUAUAACAUUGAACUUUUCAGUAAUUGCCCCCUUGAGAGGUAAUUCAGUGUUCAGAGUGGCCAUUUAAAAGUUUUGUCAUUUCUAAUUUAGUUUUUAGUUUUAUCCUAUUACUGCUGGGACAUAGCCAGUAAGAGAUUCUGCACACUUUGAUUCUUGGUAAUGUAAAUUUAGCUCUUGGAACACUUUACAAGAAUUCAGCAAUGGCUAAAAUGAAGGUGCAUUACUGACAUUUAACCUGCUUAGAUGUCAAUUGUAUUCUAAGUGGGAACAUACAAUUUUGUCAUUAAAAAAUAAAAUAGCUUAAUGCUCCUUUCUUAAGACCUGAAACUUGUCAGUUAAUUGUAUGAAGAUGCUAAGGAAAUGCCAAAUUUGGUAUUAAGUUAAGCUAGAAAUGGGGACAUUUCCUCCUUGUGAUAAUGAAGUAUUACAGAAUGUGAUAGUUGAGUCGCUACUUACAAACAGAUUUGUUAAAACCACUAAUUUUAUUCACUGUAUUUUUGUGUCUUUUACAGGACAAUUAAAAAUCUCCAGUUAUUUUAAAACUUGUAUUAUUGGAGCUUUUAACAUAGACAUAAGACACGAAAGCUUUAUUGUCUUUAGUCUUAAUGUGCUCAUAAAUUCAAGCUAUAAAUGUUCUUGAGAAAAACACAAUAAAUGCAUUUAGAUCA
Molecule: messenger RNA, 2151 nt
Organism: Syngnathus typhle (broad-nosed pipefish)
Lineage: Eukaryota; Metazoa; Chordata; Actinopteri; Syngnathiformes; Syngnathidae
Gene: got1
Product: glutamic-oxaloacetic transaminase 1, soluble
Exons: 9
Coding region: 47-1279 (410 amino acids)
Biological process (GO): L-aspartate biosynthetic process
Cellular component (GO): cytosol
Molecular function (GO): L-aspartate:2-oxoglutarate transaminase activity; pyridoxal phosphate binding
Source: RefSeq, a predicted model, not a curated record